CUAUCACCUCAUCAAUCAAUAAUGGCUAGUUACGUCGCCAAGGACAUUCCCGCCGCCGGAGGCAAGGACGUCGAUGCUGCUGGCUCGGCUCCCGCAGCCAAGAUCCACCGCAUCCGCAUCACCUUGACCUCUCGCAACGUCAAGAACCUCGAGAAGGUCUGCAACGACCUCGUCUCGCGCUCCAAGGACAAGCAGCUCCACGUCAAGGGCCCCGUCCGUCUCCCCACCAAGGUUCUCACCCACACCGUCCGCAAGAGCCCCUGUGGUGAGGGUUCCAAGACUUGGGACCACUUUGAGAUGAGGAUCCACAAGAGGUUGAUCGACCUGCACUCGCCCUCCGAGAUUGUCAAGCAGAUCACCUCCAUCUCUCUCGAGCCCGGAGUUGAGGUCGAGGUCACUAUCCUCUCCCACUAAGCGGCUUGUUUUGCUGCAGAGGAUUGAUGCUCCCUCAAAAUGGAUGUUGAUGCGAUUGGAGGAUGAAAGGAUGUCGUGGCUCUAGAGAGAGGCGAUUUGGCCGAUUCCGAGUCAAACGAUUCCGUCACCCCCCAGUCGUGUCACACCCAAAAUUGCACACGCACCAUGUAGG
Messenger RNA from Jaminaea rosea, 586 nucleotides. Its product is annotated as putative 40s ribosomal protein s20. The coding region runs from base 22 to 414 and encodes 130 amino acids. Gene Ontology annotation, molecular function: structural constituent of ribosome. Gene Ontology annotation, biological process: translation. The record is from RefSeq and is a predicted model, not a curated record. Lineage: Eukaryota; Fungi; Basidiomycota; Exobasidiomycetes; Microstromatales. Gene Ontology annotation, cellular component: cytosolic small ribosomal subunit; ribosome. The transcript has 2 exons.